AUGGAUAGCAUUACUGGGUAUUCAACUACUCGCGAGCCUGGAACGCGGAGAAAGAAGCUGGCUGGUUAUCUCAAAGCGGCCAACGAGCUCCGCCAAUCAUACCAGCAGUCUUACGGGCUUGGAGGUCAAGAUGGCGAAACCACUGAAUACGAUACAUCAGUGCCGGGAGCAUACACGGAUGGCGCAGUCGUGCGCCAUGGUGAUGAAGAGAUGAUAUUGUUUCCAAGCUAUGCCAGACGUCAUCAACCCCGUCGGAUUCCACGCCCGAAACCUGGCGCUGAAGACGAUUUGCGAAAUGAACAGGGACCUGGAGACGCCGAAUAUUGGAAAAGAGAGUGGGAUCAAUAUGAAGACGAGAAUGCAAUAGUAGAUGUGGAUAUAAGGGGUUGGGUGUAUGCGCCGCAGAGAGGGCAAAUGAACAGGAAGAACCGCAUAAUGGUAGGUAUUGCGAGGAGGCUAAGUGGGCUACCAGCUCCAGCUGGUAGUCGAGAGUCAAGCCCAGCUUCACCGCAUCAUGCACGAGUGGAAGCACGAGCUGCAAGACAUGAGAAUGAAAUUGCGGAACAGGAAGCGCAGUCAAUCGAAAAGACGGGAAAAGCAGAAGGUGAUAUCGCACAACUGGGAGGUUACAGCGAGGCUCCUGACAGAUUGUAUGAUCAGUCCAGUCUCCAUAGCACCUCUGCACCAAGUCGGACAUCUUCACCCGAUACCAGGAUUACUCGGCCUAAAUCUACCAGCUCUUUACGAAGUGUCGACAAGCGAUCUUCAUGGAACCAACCUUCAGAGAUGAGCCCAGAAGAGCUAUCUACUGCGAAUUCCCAUCUCAUGGUCAGGUUAAGACCAUUUCUACAUAUACCGCUUAUGAGCACGCCCCUCACUGUGUUUUUCUACAAUGACAAAAAUUCCAAGUCGCGUACAACUACCACUAACGACGCUGGUCACUUUCUGCUCCGGGCAGCCCUAGACUUUAUACCCACUCACGUGCGUGUAUUAGCCUCGGACAAGUUAUCCGCAUCUGAGGAGGUUCAGAUCACGGAACCAAAGGGUGUGAGCUUGAUCAGUGAUAUUGACGAUACGAUCAAGCAUUCAGCCAUUGGUAGCGGCGCCAGGGAGAUAUUCCGGAAUGCAUUCAUACGCGAGCUUAGUGAUCUCACCAUCGAGGGAGUCAAGGAGUGGUACACCACCUUGUCUGAUAUGGGCGUAAAGCUGCACUAUGUGUCCAAUUCCCCUUGGCAAUUCUACCCAGUCCUCACCAGUUUCUUUGCAUCUGCUGGUCUGCCAAAAGGAUCCUUUCAUCUGAAACAGUAUACAGGCAUGCUGCAAGGAAUUUUUGAGCCCGUUGCAGAGCGGAAAAGGCCGACGUUAGACAGGAUAAUGACAGACUUUCCAGAUCGGCGGUUCAUACUCGUUGGUGACAGUGGUGAAGCGGAUCUCGAGCUUUACACAGACAUUCUUCUCGAGAAUCCUGGCAGGAUCCUAGCAGUCUUUAUUCGUGAUGUAACUACGGAUGAAUCACGGCUUUUCUUCGAUUCCUCUCGUCCUUCAAGUCCUAUACAUCCUCCAGGUGGACAAUCAAACACUGUCUCCUUGAAAUCAAGCACUUCCUCGAACGAAAAGAAGCGGCCUAUUCUGCCACCAAGACCAUCGACCCAAAUUUCUCGAACAUUAACGAGUACCCAAACCGAACAGCCACGGACUGGCAAGCUCAUUGACUUUGACGAGGAAUCCGGAGCCAAAACAACUUCAACUGCUCCUGCACACCCCGUAAAACCCGCCAAAUCUCCGCCACCCUCUAGACCUGCGAAACCUCUUGCUCUACGGCCUGCUUCAAAUUCUCCGACCCAAUCUGCGACAAGCAUAAAUCCCCCAAUUAGUAGCAAACCCGCUCCGCCUCCACUCCCGAAGCCUCGUCGGACAAACACGGCACCAGAUCAACCCAACACACCCUCAGACCCUUCGCCCUUGUCACGCGUCCAAAAUGCAUCUUCUCGACCUCGAAUGCCUGCUCCAAUAGAAGCGUACUCAUAUCGUACAGCCAUGAAGAAUACUGUUGUCUCAGCCUACAACUCUUUGCCAGCUUGGAACGCUAAUGCUGCUCCUUACUCUCAGCCGCUGUCUUUGACAAAUGCCUCGAAUCAAAGUCGACAACCUCCGCCUGUCCCACCACGAAGAAAUGUGUCAUCAUAUCCUUCUUCUACGCCCAAUGGAAAUUCUGGCUAUGGUAUUGCUGGUCCAGGUAAUGGGGCAUCUGAUCCGCUGAUGAGCAAGAAGGAAGAAUUGUGGAUGCGGAGAUGGGAGCGAGCGAGAGCAAUCUUCGAAGAGAAGGGUGUUCUGCUUCGGAGUUGGCGAAUUGGAGAAGACGUCGCCGAUGAGUGUGUGAGACUUGCCGAAAAGGCACUGAAGCAAGAUGAGCAGAAGAAGUAA
Bacidia gigantensis is the source of this 2424-nucleotide messenger RNA. RefSeq lists its product as uncharacterized. Bases 1 to 2424 code for a protein of 807 amino acids. Gene Ontology annotation, molecular function: phosphatidate phosphatase activity. NCBI's taxonomy places the organism in Eukaryota, Fungi, Ascomycota, Lecanoromycetes, Lecanorales, Ramalinaceae. The transcript has a single exon. The record is from RefSeq and is a predicted model, not a curated record. Gene Ontology annotation, cellular component: actin cortical patch.